Molecule: messenger RNA, 2220 nt
Organism: Myzus persicae (green peach aphid)
Lineage: Eukaryota; Metazoa; Arthropoda; Insecta; Hemiptera; Aphididae
Exons: 7
Coding region: 863-2008 (381 amino acids)
Source: RefSeq, a predicted model, not a curated record
CCUUACUCAGCGAACAUGCAGUUGAGAAGAAAAAUGCCGGAGAAGAAAAAUCAUCCACAGGAGUUCCCGAUUAUGUUUCAUUCACGGACCGUAAUUUUCAACCAAAUGAAACAAAAUAUGAGGAUGAUACACCAUUAAAAACACAUAUAAUGAUAAACUGUCCAUUUUGUAAAGAACAUUUCAUAUAUGAAAUUACUCUUUUGGACCACAUGAUGGAAACUCAUUUUUUAUCAAACAACAAUGACAAGAAAUAUCUCGCAAAAAAUGAAAAUAUGCUUAUGAUGAUUGCUACAGCUAUUUUAAAUAUAAAAGAGACUAAGUUUACAACAGAAUCCUUACUAUUUUAUUUAAAUUCUUAUGGCUGCCGAAUACAAGACAUUCAAAAAAUGAACUUUAUCUUACAAACUAAUAUAAAUGCAAUACAAUAUUUUAUAAACAACAACACAACAAUAACAAUGGCAAGGUACACUGAAACAAAUAAAAUUAUUCAGUUUAUUGGUGAGGGAGUUGAAGAAAAUGAAAUUAUUGUAUCAUGUGACACUAAAAAAUUAAAUAUUCUAGCUAAAAAUUAUGUAAAGUUAAAAUAUAGUGAAAACUUGGAAAAAAAAAUAUUGCUAAAAAAAUUAAAGAUUCUAUCAAAAUACUACAAGGCCAAUUAGUCAUCAACAAUUCUAAAUUUAUUUUAUCCUUAAAAACUAAAUUACCGGCUCCAGAAACAAUAUUAAUACUCAACCCUCCAUUUCAAAAUUUUUUUAAUACACAAAGGAUUCAUCAAAACAUACCAACACAAAACUACAUCAAUGACCAACUGCCACAUCUGCAGAAUAUAAAUGAUCUUGACAAUUUAAUAUCAACUAUAAUCAUGUACAAUAUGUACCAAGCAAUUGAUGAUUACAAGGGAUAUGAUCUGAAAGAAAUUAUGGAAUUAAAAAUUGAUUUAAUUAAACUGACCAUAAUAAAAAAUUACAUUGAUUUAAUUAAUUUGCAAAUAAAGGAUGUCAUUAGUGAGGAUGGAUUGCAAAUCAUCAACAACCAAAAAUACAUAAAUAAGAAUGUCAUUUAUGCAAUUGACAUUGAAUUCAAAAAAUUUAUAAACCGGAUAGAAAACUUUUGGAUGCAAGCACAAUUUGAUUUGAAUUUUGAAAAUCCUGUAUAUCCUACCAUACAACAUGAUUGCAAAGUAAUUUAUUUUGAUUCUGAGAGAACAGUGAAGUUUGUGCUACAAUCCACUCCAGAAUUUCAUGAUGUCCAUUAUAAUGAAUUGUUGGUGGUAGCUUGUUUGAAAACAUACUUCAGCAAUGCAGUCAAAUCUAAUAAAAGUACACUAAACAACAUAUAUCAACAUAUAGAAAUUAUCAAAGUUAUAACUAAAUUCCAAUUUAUCAACAAAAAAUAUCUUAAAACUACUUUACAAAAUUUAAUUAAUCAACAGUACAUACAUCAAUAUUCUUAUUCAAAUUAUACAAUAUACAAACCAGCAGACAAUGUAAAAAUCGAAUCCCUAAUUUCAAAAUUUAAAUAUAUUGAAAUGGUUCAUGUCAUACUGAACAUAACAGAAGAAAUAUAUUUAACAACAGCAAUAAAAUAUGAGCUAUCAAGCAGUGUAUACAACUAUACAAACAUCCCGCGCAGCCAUAAAAUGCAAGAAAACAAAUGUAUGGACAACAUUCAACAGAAAGUAUUAUUUAUCAAAAAAUUUUUAAAUUCAAUAACACUAAAUCAACAUACAACAAUUGGCACAAUACACAAUACAUUCACAACAAAAUUAACAACAUACAAACAACUUUUGCACACAGUUUUAAAUAGCUUACCCAAAUCUCCCAUCAACUAUAUUGUCUCAACCGAUGAACUAUUAGAAUAUCAUACAAAUUCAAAUUUACAACUUCCUUCAGCCAUUCCAUCCACUACAACCUCAAAAUAUCUCAAGCAAUCACUACAGACGUCACACACAAAAUUCUAUACCCAACAUUCAGAACUACAGGAUUAUUUAGAAAAGUAUUAUAAUUAAAAUUGUUUAAAAAAAAAUACAUGUAUAUAUAACUUAAAUUUUUCUGCUGUUUGUAUAAUUUCAGUCCAAAAAUAAAAUUAUUUGUUAUUACUUAGUAAAAUAUUUUUUAUAUCCUUAUAUAAUAUAUGUAAUAUGUUUUCUAACUUCUGAUAAUUUAUAAAUAAGGUUUCGCCAAAAUAUAAGCAGAUAACAGUUUAUCUUGAUCCUUUAAG